Messenger RNA from Cucurbita pepo subsp. pepo (vegetable marrow), 3008 nucleotides. Its product is annotated as ETHYLENE INSENSITIVE 3-like 1 protein. NCBI's taxonomy places the organism in Eukaryota, Viridiplantae, Streptophyta, Magnoliopsida, Cucurbitales, Cucurbitaceae. Gene Ontology annotation, molecular function: DNA binding; DNA-binding transcription factor activity. Gene Ontology annotation, cellular component: nucleus. The record is from RefSeq and is a predicted model, not a curated record.
AAAUUGCGGAGUGAUAUCUGUUUUCAGUCCGAUAUGGACGUGGUAGUGGUUGUGGCGCUAUCUGUUCAUGAUUUUUUUGUUCAUCUGCUGAGUUUUAGUUUUGAUUGUGUUGAUCCGUUGCUGUGGUUAUUGAGUCCGGAGUUUGCGGUUGGAUGUUUUUGGUUAUUUUUUACUUUCUGAAUUGUUUGUUAUCGACUGAGAUAUGCGGUUUUUCGGCAUGUUGUUUUGACGAACUAUAGGCGUUUUGUUUGAUAUAAACUGCUGACUUUCUUUGCAACUUCUGCCACUUGUCCUCUUCUUCAACGCCCUUGAUCCUUACGUUACUGCUUGAUUGUCCUCAUUUCAUUCUCAUUUUUCGGGGAUGGGAUAAGAUUUUGAUCGACUCCGAGUUUCUCGAUCUAAAAGCAGCUGGUCAUCUUCUUUUUUCAUUUAAAGCGAAGAGUUACAGUCGGCGUGAAUAUGAAUUCAUGUAGACUCUCAAGUCUAUCUCUGUUUCUGGUCAUAAAGGAUAGUUUAGUUUUGCUUUAGAAAUGGAGAAAUUUGCUGGAAAUUCUUGGGGGAAGAUUAUACUCGAAUGAAUCAAACGUGGCGUUUCUUACACGCAGAGUUUCCAAUCUUAGUGUUAAGGGAUAUCAUGAAUGAACGAUUUUCUGGAAUGUUUCGCCAGAACUUUAAAUUCUGUGGACCGUAAAAUCCUGUUUUGUUUGAACAGUGCUUAGAUAAGAGAUCAAUCCAUCCACCACCAAGUGGUUUCAAGCCAACGAUAGUGAGGUUAUUUCAAUGAUGAACACCAUGGGAAUCUUUGAAGAUAUUGGCUUUUGCCAAAAUCUUGAAUAUUUUUCGGCUCCUUCUGGGGAACAAGAGAUGGGUCGGGAGCAUGAAGCAGAGGCUACUUUGGAGGAAGAUUAUAGCGAUGAAGAGCUGGAUGUUGAUGAGCUUGAGAGAAGGAUGUGGCGUGAUCGGAUGCUUUUGAGGCGACUCAAAGAACAAAGCAAAGAGAAGGAAGGGGAUGAUAAUUCAAAGCAGCGUCAAUCCCAGGAGCAAGCCCGAAGGAAGAAGAUGUCUCGGGCUCAAGACGGUAUCCUGAAAUAUAUGUUGAAAAUGAUGGAGGUUUGUAAAGCUCAAGGUUUCGUUUAUGGGAUCAUUCCUGAGAAAGGAAAGCCAGUGAGUGGAGCUUCUGAUAAUCUUCGUGCCUGGUGGAAAGAACGAGUCAGAUUCGAUAGAAAUGGCCCAGCAGCCAUUACCAAAUAUCAGGCUGAUCAUGCAAUUCCUGGGAUCAAUGAUGACUGCAAUACAGUGACAUCCACUCCCCACACUUUACAAGAGCUCCAAGAUACAACCCUUGGAUCACUUUUGUCUGCUCUGAUGCAGCACUGUGAUCCACCCCAGCGUCGUUUUCCACUGGAGAAGGGCGUUUCCCCACCGUGGUGGCCUACUGGAAACGAGGAAUGGUGGCCUGAAUUGGGAUUACCAAAGGACCAGGGGCCUCCCCCUUAUAAGAAGCCCCAUGAUCUGAAGAAGGUUUGGAAAGUUAGCGUUCUCACUGCUGUGAUUAAGCACAUGUCGCCCGACAUUGCCAAGAUUCGCAAGCUUGUUCGUCAGUCUAAAUGUUUGCAAGACAAGAUGACUGCAAAAGAGAGUGCUACAUGGCUGGCCAUUGUAAACCAGGAAGAAGCCUUGGCCAGGACAUUGUUUCCUGAUAGAUGCCCACCUGUGUCGAUCUGUGGGAGCGGAUCUCUUUUAAUCAGUGACAGUAGCGAUUACGAUGUUGAAGUAGUGGAAGACGAACCAAAUGUCGAAACAGAGGAAAGGAAGCCUCAUGAUCUCAAUUUCUUUAAUAUGGGGGCUCCUGGACCUAGAGAGAGGCCAAUGAUGCCACCAUUGGGACCUCAGAUAAAGGAAGAACUCAUGGAGAACAGUUCAAACUUUAUUCAAAAGAGGACUCUGAUUACUGAUGAGUCAAAUACAAUGAUGCCUCAGAAGAUAUAUACUUGUGAAUAUUCUCAAUGCCCAUAUAACAGCUUGUGCCUCGGGUUUCUCGACAGGACUUCGAGAAACAACCACCAGUUGAACUGCCCAUUUAGGAGUGAUUCUUCCCCAAUAUUUGGCAUCCCAAACUUUCUAACUAACGAUGAUAAAUCAUCUCCAGUUCUUCCCUCCUUUAACCAUUCCAAGCCUCCUACCCGGCCUAUGAACCCAACUCCACCCCUCAGAGUAUCAGGCCUUGGACUUCCAGACGACGACCAGAAAAUGAUCACUGACCUUCUAAGUUUCUACGAUUCUAACCAUCAACAGGACAAGAUUUUGAAUUCCGGGAACGUCGAAGCAAGAGCCGAUCACAACCAACAGCUGCCAAAAUUCCAACUCCAAGUUGAUGAUAACUUGUAUUGCCAAGGAGCAAUGGUGGGGGGAAGUAGCAUGCCAAUGCAGCUCCCUGAUUUCUCUUCCACAAAAGUCCCAUUUGACGAAUACAAGACGUUCGAUUCUCCUUUCGGCAUGUAUCCUAACGAUAACAUUCCCGACUUCAGAUUUGGUUCUCCGUUUAACUUGGCAUCAAUCGAUUACCCAGUAGACCCACCAUUGCCAAAGCAAGAUACACAAUUGUGGUACCUUUGAGUCGAAAAUACUUCAAGCUCGGAUGAUCGGAAGUAAGCCCAAAGGCCAGCCAUCUUCAUGCCAUUAAGAAGGUGCAUUUUCUUCCCAUCUAUAUGCUAGUUGUUUAAUAUAUAUAUAUACAUACAUACAUAUAUAUACGCUUCUGUGUGAGCAUGUACUUAGAUGUUCUACAGCUACAAUCUUUAAGGCUUUUUUUUACAUAUAAUGUAGGAUAUAAUGCUACUGAGUGUAGUAGUAAAGUUAAAAAAAAAGGUCACUAAUUCAGGAAUCUUAAGCUCUCAAUUAAUACUGUAUUUCUGGGAACUUUUAGUCGUGAAUGAAAGUAGCUGUUGCUUUUAUAAUGUUUAUAAUUUUGGAUACUUUCUUAAACCAAUUGAUGGAAUAUUAUUUUA